Messenger RNA from Phacochoerus africanus (Common warthog), 1325 nucleotides. RefSeq names its product chibby family member 1, beta catenin antagonist (gene CBY1). NCBI's taxonomy places the organism in Eukaryota, Metazoa, Chordata, Mammalia, Artiodactyla, Suidae. The coding region runs from base 349 to 732 and encodes 127 amino acids. The record is from RefSeq and is a predicted model, not a curated record. Gene Ontology annotation, biological process: negative regulation of Wnt signaling pathway. The transcript is spliced from 5 exons. Gene Ontology annotation, cellular component: nucleus.
CAGAAACGACUGGAAGCGGCUGUUGAGGCGGGCGAGCAGGCACUCGGUGGCUGCGCAGAGGGGGUUCUGGGGUUAGCUUGGAAGCCCGCUCUCGGGGCGCGUCACGUGCGUCUCUAAGCCUGGUAUCGCCCGAGGACCCAAAGAGCGUGGGACACCCGGGCGUUCCCCUGCGUGGGACUCAGGGCCUCCCCGCAGCUGGAGCGGCAGGAGGGCGUGGAGCAGGAGGCGGUGACUGGGGCCACCGCAGGCCCAUCACCACCCAUUUCGAAAUGUGUUUCCUCCGUUGUAAAUUGGGGUGAUAAUUUCUACGGAGGAGGGAGCAUUGACCUUUCCUUCAUCAAGCCAAAGAUGCCUCUCUUUGGGAGUACGUUCAGUCCGAAGAAGACGCCCCCUCGGAAGUCCGCCUCGCUCUCCAACCUGCAUAAUUUGGAUCGUUCAACCCGGGAGGUGGAGCUGGGCCUUGACUACGGAACCCCCACUAUGAACCUGGCGGGGCAAAGCCUGAAGUUUGAAAAUGGCCAGUGGAUAGCAGAGUCGGGGAUUAGUGGAGGCGUGGACCGGAGGGAGGCUCAGCGCCUCCGGAGGCGGAACCAGCAGUUGGAGGAAGAGAACAAUCUCUUACGGCUCAAGGUGGACAUCCUGCUAGACAUGCUCUCCGAGACCACUGCCGAAUCCCACUUAAUGGAGAAGGAACUGGAUGAACUGAAGGGUGUCAGUCAGCGGAGAAAAUGAAGACCCCACAGACCUCGGUUAGGACAAUAGGGAGAAACCCAUUCGUCAGAAGAGGAGGAUGUGGCCGAGGGAUUUUUUUUUUUUUAGCCAAACUAGUGGAUUAGGUCUUGGGAGAGAGUAUCAUACAACGGGACCAAAAGGCGCUGGCCCCCGUGGGUUGCAGUAGAAAGGUGACAACAUAGUGGAAACCAGGAUUCCAGGCCAAUCCUGUGCUCCCGGCGCAGGGAGGCCUCCUCGCGGAGGUCUGGAAUGAUGGGAGCCUUUGGGUGCUUUCCAGUCAGUGAACACACAGAUGCCCGUGGCCCGGGCUCACCCUCCUUGACAGAGUUCCUCACAGCCACUGACGCUGAUGUUUGGGGAGCAGUGCCAGUUAUACUGAGUGCUGUUGUUAGGGGGUCUUGGACGAGAGACUCUCUUUGGUCCUCUGCCCUUCAGGCCACUGUCUCCCACCUGCAAAUACUGGUUCCCCAAUCCAUAGCCUCUUCUGGCUUUGGCUUCUCAGCAGCAAGUGCCAGCCUUCCACAGCAACACUCUAUUUUUGUGCUAUUUUCCUGUUUACCCUACUUUUUAAAAUUAAAUGAUAUUAUAUGAUC